Molecule: messenger RNA, 9137 nt
Organism: Bombus impatiens (common eastern bumble bee)
Lineage: Eukaryota; Metazoa; Arthropoda; Insecta; Hymenoptera; Apidae
Gene: Mhcl
Product: unconventional myosin-XVIIIa
Exons: 27
Coding region: 1929-8213 (2094 amino acids)
Cellular component (GO): myosin complex
Molecular function (GO): ATP binding; protein binding; cytoskeletal motor activity
Source: RefSeq, a predicted model, not a curated record
ACAUGUGAAUGAGAUACACGGAUUUCAUAAACGAUACAAGGCAAAAUAUGUGUUGCAUGUCUGGAAAACCUAUUUUGUUGAAAUCGUUGUUAUUUCGUAAUAUUGACCAAUUAAAUGGUUAAUAUCACACAUGUCAGUCUUUUUUAAUUCAUAAGAAAGAUUCGUCUUGCGUUCAGUCGAUAACGUAUCAUCGAUUAGGGGCGCAUGCGCAGAAUUGUAUAACGGAAAGAAGGGUGCGGGCCUAUAGGCCAUGAUUCGGUUUAGGACGCCAGCAGUCGCCACUGGUCCAACUCGCAACUUGCGACUCAGUCUGCCAUGACAGUCGUCGGUGUCACACGAGUGCGCCGUUCAACUUCCGUCUAUUAUUGACUGUGUCUUUCUGACAAAGGGAACGAUCCAAUGGGCUAGGCUGUUAUACGCUCCGACGGACACGUGUACCAUCGUUUUCGAGUGACUAUCGUAUCGAACGGUUUGGAUCUGGAGAAUUAUACGAAUUGCACGCGUCUUUGGCCUAGUGAAUGGCGGCGGGUGGUGUGGUGGCGGUGUUGUGACGUGUGUCUCGUGCUGCGUUGACUGUCAGUUUCGUCGUGUAUCGAAAAUCGCGUCGGUUCUGGAUCUCGUGUGACAUCAUCGAUCGUUGUUUACGAUUCGCUCGAUUGUAUCGCAAACAACUAACCGAUACACACGCCGCCCUGUCGCAACGCUUAACAUUCCUUUCUAUGAUUGUACGGCAUUUGUUUACGAGCAGAAGCUUUCCGUCGCUUAAAGAGCGUGAGAGUAAGGUGUGGUGAAAAAUGACAUGUAGAUUCUCGCUGCUCUUUCGCUCUUGCUUCUCUUUCUCCUUUCCAACCUUCCCCCCUUCCUCUUUGUUCUAGGCACGCGUAUUCCUAUCCUUCCCUUCCGCCUUCACCCGACGGUAUACCGGCGACUCGAAAGCCUCGCGAAGGUAAAAGUUCGCUGUCACGCGCGAUUGUCACGAUAUUGUUUUCACACGGAACGAUGCUUUCCGGUGAUGAAAUAACGGAGAAAGGAAUUAAUACGAUCAGCCCAAGAAUAAACUAUCGAAGUGUAUAAAAGUUGUGCUUUCGAUCAAUCGUCUUGCAUCAUAUACGAAAGAACACUUUCAAUUAGCUUUAACCAAGAAGAAGAGAGUGAGAGAGAGAGAGCCAUUCUUCUGUUCAUAAAGAAACAACGUAAGAAAUAAAGCAAGAGGAAGAAUCUUGUAAAAAAAAAUACAGUUUUGGAAUAUCUUGCUUGGAUUAAAUGCCGGAAACGACCGGCCAUGAAGAAACAGUUUGCUCUGGUAGGUUCACGCCCCUUUACGCGUCACGUCUCACCGUACCGUCAAUCAUCGACUGAAAAUCUAUCGAUGUAUUCGGUGUUUCGUGAUCCGUGUCGCGUGAAAACCUAGUACUUAAAAAUUUAUCGAGUGAUGCGCGAGUGUUGCUUCGUGUCUAUCGGUACCGUUUCGAUGUGGGAAUAGAUCGAAGCGUGGUGAAGAAAACGUGCCUCGUAUUGUAUCGUAAAAUAACGGGGCAUCGAAAGUGACGUAUCGUUUACUCGGAAUUCGUUCGUGACAGGGAAUUUCCUGUUACCGAUUUGCGCUCGCUUGGCGCGUACGCAACGUUGCGCGAGCGUGCACGCCCCUCCUCCCCUUCUUCCUCGUCGUCUUCAGAGUGCGAUCGUGUAUAGCCGUCGUAGGUCGUAGGGGAGUGAUUCCGUCGGUUGUUUAGUGUUUGCACAUAAGCGGCGGUGUGACCGGGCACACAUAGUCGUUUCGAUGGACAGUGUCGCGUUAUGCGCGCGGGUCGAACCGAAAUACGCGACACGGCGUGAAACUGUGCACGCGCCAGCUAUCAAUAGAGAAGAGAUAUCCUGUGUUAUCUCUUUCUCACAUUCGACUCAAGAUCCGUGCUGUGAAUGAGAAGAUGUUUAACUUUAUGAAGAAGGCUGCGGAGAAGGACGACAAGGAGAAGCGGAAGCGAGAGAAGAAGGAACGAAAAGAUGUCAAGAAACGAGAUCGCAGUAGUAUGUCCGCUGAGGAAUUGCUACGUUUGGAUGAACUUAAGGAUAUGGUGAUUUGUGUUCGGAGAUCGUUAAAGAUUCCUGGUCGCCGGAAGGAGAAGGAAAAGUUACCGAGUGGUAUCACCGCAGACUAUAGUGCUUCGUUCUUCGCUUACUUGGACCGUGAUAUCUUAGAAAAUUCGCAAAACUCUUCAAGCUCAGGGCAAAGUGUUCGCACUGGUAAUAAUUGGAAUACGAGAACGCCGGAUGGUUUGACACAGAGUGACUCUUCUGAAACUUCUUUGACUUCAUUGACUAUCACCACCACUACGUCUUCGGUUACACCAACCAACGUAUCCGGACAAUCAGGGAAGAAUCUGCCACCACUGCCGCCAAAGCCUCCGAAGCGAGGAAUUCUUAAGGGACCACGUCUGAGUGUCAGUAAUACUGUGAAUUCGUUGUCAGAGGAAAGCCAUCUGCCGAACGGAAACGAGACCAAUUACCAGGAGGCCAGCAAUUUACUGGUCAGAAACACGCUGCAGAACGAGGUGAUCGCUUACCAGAACGUGCCCACACACUUGUCAGGAUUUGGGAACGCUGUUAGCAAGGAGGAAGCUUGUAGCGAGGAGGAAACGCAGACAGGACAAAGCUCGUGGCAGGUAUCACCUCAGCGAACAGUUCAGCAGGCUCAGCAGCAGCAUCAGCAGCAACACCAGCAACAACAGCAUCAUCAUCACCACCAAAGCGACACCAAACUGUUGCAGGUGGUGACCAGUGCAAGCCCCUCCGCAGACUCCCUAACAGACACCACGAAUUCCAGUUUCGCAACACCACCAUUCAGCCUGUCGCCCGUAGGAGAAUCCCAGGGUUUGUCGAGGUGGAGAUCCUCGGCGUCCUUUGAAGAACAAGGCGUCGAGUUGCAGUUACCAGAGAUCGUCCCUCUGGAACUGCCCGAACCUCGCGAGCUUACGAUCCAAAGGCAACCACCACCGCGAAACGAUUUCGGUUUCUCGUUGCGUCGAGCUGUAAUCGUGGAACGAGCCGCAAAUGGUGUCACACAGAUGAGACCUGUGAUCUUCGCUGAACCAGGUUCAUUGAUACAACAUAACAACGACACCGGGUUGCUGCCAGGCGACAGGCUGAUCGAAGUCAAUGGAAUUAACGUCGAUGACAAGUCACGGGAAGAAAUUAUCGAUCUCAUUAAGGGCUCCGUUAACAGUGUUACCGUAAAGGUGCAACCGGUCGCGGAAUUGUCGGAAUUAUCAAGACGCGGUGGUAGCGACGGACGCCAGGUCGAACUUGCGGCCGCGAAUAUUCGUGGCGGUACACUUCGUCGAUCUGGUAGUUUGCGGUUUCAUCAAAACAUGGCACGGUCCGAGGAGCAUCUGGCGCAAGAACAAGCAUGGCUGAGUUCCGAAAGAAUUUGGUUAUUACAUCGAGGUGGUUUUACCCCUGCGACGAAAUGUGGUCCAGCAGAUCCGGACACAGGAAAGCUAAGAAUUCGUUUAACCACUUCUGGCGAGGAACUUCUCGUCGAUGAAGAGGACGUUGAAAAGGCCAACCCUCCUCAGUUUGACAAGGCCGAGGAACUCUCGCAAUUACGUUUUCUCAAUGAAUCUUCUGUUCUCCACACACUGAGACAACGUUAUGCCAGUAAUUUAAUACACACGUAUGCGGGAGAUAGCAUGAUCAUUAUCAAUCCGGUGGCGCCAUUAGCGAUUUACUCUGAAAAGGUAGCACAUAUGUUUAGAGGAUGCAAAAGCGAGGAUAUGCCACCUCAUAUCUAUGCGAUGGCGCAAGCAGCUUACAGAGGGAUGUUAGCCACUCGAAGGGAUCAUUCCUUAGUGUUUCUUGGCCGUAGCGGAUCUGGAAAAACGACAAAUUUUAAACAUGCUCUCCAUUAUCUUGUAUUGGCUGCAGGCACAGUUAACAAGAUUUUGACCAUUGAGAAACUCAACGCCCUAUUCACAGUUUUGGAGGCAUUUGGAAACAGCAGAACACACAUGAAUUCCAAUGCAACACGUUUUACACAGCUCUUCAGUUUGGACUUUGAUCAAUCGGGCCAAAUAGCAUCGGCUUCUUUACAGGUCCUACUUUUAGAAAAGUCGAGGAUAGGCAGAAGAGCGAAUGGAGACCCAACUUUCCAUGCAAUUUACCGUUUACUGGCAGGCGCAGAGGGUGCUCUUAGAAAGGAAUUGCACCUGACCAAUCUAGUCGCAGAGAACAAUGUGUUCAUUACACCUUUGCAGAAGCACGAGGACAAACAGCGUGCCAUGGUGGAGUUUAAUCGAAUCGUGGCCGCUUUCAGGAUUCUCGGCGUUUCUGAGUCCGACGAGAAAGUCAUUUGGCUAGUCCUUGCUGGCAUAUAUCACCUGAGCUGUGCUGGUGCGGUUAAGGCUGGUACCAGUUCGCAAAGUCGAUGGCAGUUUGCAAGAGUGGAAUGUGCAGAGAAGGCUGCAACGUUAUUGGGUACUACCGUUGAGGAAUUGAGUAGAAUAGUGUUUUCUUCUAAUGGAGGCGGUGCUGGUACACCGAGUACUCCGAGGCCUGCUUUACGUACACCAAGUCCUACCGAACAAAGCAAAGAUAUCAUGGGAUUAGAUGCUCUGGAAGGUCUUUUGAUUGGACUUUAUUCCGAAGUGUUCCAUUGCGUAGCUGCUCUCAUCAAUAGAUCCAUAUCAUCAUCCGUGCACACAGUGUCUUCUUUGUUGUUGUGUGACUCGCCAGGUUUUCAGAAUCCAGCCUCUUGUGGACGACAAACGGGAGCCUGUUUCGAAGACCUGUGUCACAAUUACUUGCAGGAAAGGCUGCAACUGUUGUUUCAUCAUACGACACUGGUGGCACCAAAGGACAGGUACGUCCAAGAAGGAAUUGACGUAGAUUACGAAGAUGACUGCGACGAAGAUGGAAUUGGAUCACCUCAGGGUUUAAUUUCGCUACUAGAUCGUGGAAGUUCGCAAGGUGCAACGAUGUUGCGAACUAGCCAAAGUGACCUUAGUGGAAGUAGACAAAUAGAACGAAAGGGUCUUCUGUGGCUGUUAGAGGAAGAAACAGUAUGUCCUGGCGGCAGCGACGAGACAUUUUUAGAUCGAUUGUUUUCUCAUUAUGGAGAUAGAGAUCAUCAAUUAUUGUUAAGAAAAGCACCUGGGAACAAUCAGUUCGUCUUACAACAUUUAUUGGGUACCAAUCCUGUACUUUACACAGCAACAGGAUGGCUGAAAGCAACACGGGAGAAUCCUGUUACUAAAAGUGCCAUUACAAUACUUCAAGAAAGUACAAGGGAAGAUGUGAAUAUGCUGUUUGUUAGUGCACGUGGAGCAGGAGUAUCUGGAGCUUUAUGCAGUUCCAUGCCUGGUUUGGAAGGUUCACAAUCUUUGAGAAGAGCUUCUAGUAUACGGCGAACAUUCACUACUGUUAAAAGGAAAAAUAUAUCUCUUCAGGUUAAAUUCACUGUUGAUGGACUGAUUGAAACUUUGCGGAGAACACGAGUUAAAUUUGUCCAUUGUAUACUACCGCAACACAAUGCUGGAUGUACCGAUAAUAAAAGUUUAUUGUCAGUAAAAUCAAAUCAAAGCGAAGACAGUGUUAUUAACGUACCGCUUCUACGAUCACAGAUUCGUGGAAGCCAAAUAAUUGAUGCAGUUAGAUUGCAUAAAGUGGGAUUCCCUAAGCAUAUAGCUUUAGGUGAAUUUAGAAGACGAUUCAGUUUAUUGUCAAGUGAUGUAAACACACGACCAGGCAGUCCUGUAGCUGAUGAACGCCGUGCUGUGGAAGAUAUGAUGCUUACCAUCGACGUCGAUCCAGCUUUGUAUCGUGUUGGACAAAGCCAGAUAUUUUUCAGAUCAGGUACUCUGGAGCGACUGGAGGCUCAGAGAGACGAGAAGCUAACUGGACACAUUAUUCUUCUUCAAGCAAGAUGCAGGGGUUAUCUGGCACGUCGUAAACUCAACACUUUGAAACUGCAAGAUCUUGCGGUUAGAUGCAUACAGAGGAACGUUAGGAAGUGGAUGUCCGUAAGAGAAUGGCCCUGGUGGAGGUUAUACGUGAAAGUUGCACCUUUAUUGAAUGUUCAUAGAACAGAGGAUCAAUUGAAGGCGAAGACGGAGGAGCUCGAGACUCUGAGAGCAAAGGUCGAAAGAUUGGAGCAGGAGCGGAAUCAUUUGAAACACGAUAAUGAUAGAUUGGAAGCUAAGCUGAGCGAAAUGACUGCCGACUUUGCGGAAGAGCACUCAACAUCGACGUUGGCGGCCGAAAGGAUCGACGCUGAGACUUCGGAACGUCUACGACUGGAAAGAGAGCUGCAGGAUGUGACCGAGGCGAACAAGAAUCUGCAGCAAACGACUGAACGUUUGGAGAUGGAACUUUUGUAUGCGAGGGCCGCAGACUUAAACGGCGUAGUGUCCGAUGCUGAAGAUGGUGAAGACGGUGGCGUUUACAAGCAGAGAUACGAACAUGCUGUAAGGGAACUCGAGUUCACGAAGAGAAAAAUGGCCCAGCAACAUGAGGAUGAUCUUGAGCAGUUGGUUGGACUUAAGAAGCAAUUGGAGAAGAAGUUAGCUGAUGCUUACGAAGAGGUCGAGGAACAACGUCAGGUUGUUGGACAAUGGAAACGACGCGUGCAAAAACUGAAUGGCGAGAUGCACGACUUGAGACUACUGUUGGAAGAACAGACAGCUAGGAAUAAUCUUCUGGAAAAGAAACAGCGCAAAUUCGAUUCAGAAACUCAGAAUUUAAUGAACGAUCUACGGCAAGAGAAAGCGCAACGUGAAAGAUUAGCUAGAGAAAAAGAAAUCGCGAUCGCGGAGAAGUUUACCAUAGAACAGAACCUUAGUGACGCAAGAUUGGAAAUCGAAUUGAAGGAAGAAAGAUUGCGGACAUUGGGCCAAGAGCUUGAGGAAUUAACAUUUGGUGGCAAAACGGAGGAGGAAGUAGCACAGCUGAAGAAAGCGAAGCAUGAGCUGGAGAAGAGAGUAAAGGAUCAGGAAGAAGAGUUGGACGACUUAGCUGGCCAGGUGCAGUUGCUCGAGCAGGCGAAGUUAAGGCUCGAGAUGAGCAUCGAGCAACAACGCAAGGAAAUACGCAAAGAGAUGCAGCAGAGGGACGAGGAGUUAGAAGACGUACGUGGUAACGCUCUGAAAAAGGUGAAAGCUCUAGAGUCGCAGUUGGAGAACGAGCACGAAGAGAGGACGAUAUUGCUUCGAGAGAAGCAUGAAUUGGAACGUCGUUUGGUAGCUAUCGAAGAACAGGAUCGUGCUGAACGUGCGGCAGAAGCUGAUACCAUGCAUAGGCUAAAAAGAGAUUUGAAGAGAACCAAAGCAUUGCUAAGAGACGCUCAAACGAUGCUGGAGAGAUCGAAAGGUGACUCGACGGGUAAAGCAGCUUUACGACAGCUGAAGAACCAGUUAGAAGAUGCAGAAUGCGCUAGAGCAGUUGCAGUUAAAGCGAAACAGGCACUGGAGCAAGAACUGAAUGAGACGCAGGCUUCGUUGGAGGAAGCACUGCGGCAACGUUCCGAAGCAGAAGAUCGUGCUAAUGUAGCUAGUCGCGAACGAACUGAGCUACUGUCGCAAUUGGAAGAAAAUGAAGAAGAGUUGGCAGAAGUUUUGAAGAAGUAUCGGGCGGCUGUGCAGCAAGUGUCCGCGGAGCAGGGCCAAUUGCAGGAAGCGCAAGUGCAGAUUGCUGCUCUGGAGGCAGAGAAAUCUGCGUUGAAGGAUCAACUUUCAGAGCUGACGCAACGGCUUGAAUCCGUUGAGCAGCUUGGCGAUCCCACUGCGAACAGUCUCGCUACUCGACGACUCGAGUUUCGUGCUAAGGAACUCGAAAGUAAGCUCGAAUUGGAGCAAACGACAAGAGCGCGCUUGGAAACUCAAAUAGCUAGAUUGAAAGAAAACGUAGAGAAACUACAAACUGAGACUGCGUUACUUCGAACAAAGGAACAGAGUGCCCAAGAUGCCUCGAGAAGAUUGCAAAGGUCGUUACGCGAAACAAGAGAAGAAGCCAGUUCGGCACUAGCGCGUGAACAAGAGUCCACGCGUGCUCGUCGCGAAUUGGAAAAAUCUCUUGAGGCUGCUGAAGCGGAGACCAAAGUCGCUAGAGACGAUCUCAGGUUGGCGCUUCAACGAAUUGAUGAUCUACAGAGCGCCAUACAGGGUGAACUUGAUUUAGAUUGCAGCGAGGAAGGGACAACCGAAAACAGCGAUAGUGAUUGAUGCGAACAGUUGUCGGAUCUCGAAUCCGACGGAAGCAAAGAUAAGGAACCUACUGAUCAACGUAUAGCUGAAAGAAUUACUGACGAAUCGCCGCUUGUUGAGUCAUCGAUGGAUAAUUGUUAAUUCACAAGGCUGAAAGGAGAACAACAAAGACAGAAAAUCAACAAAAAUGAUAACAAAAGAAAAAUGAAAACAUACAAACAGUUCAAAAUCGCUAGACUUAGUUUCUUACUAUUAACGUCGUCACCACUGUCGGUCACAUUCAACAUUAGCGACAGCGAAUCAAAAUUGAAGGAUAUCAAUCAAAUCACUAAUUAUAUAUAUAAGGACCUUAUCUCACGCUAGAGUAAAAUUUUUAAACAAAAACUGAAGAGUAACGAGUGAAAUCCAUCGAUUUGUACGAUUACAGUUAGCAUAAUUUCACUCGUGACUCUUUUCUCAACAUAAUCGAAAAAAAUGACAAGCUCGUAGGUGGUGCUAAUUUCAAAUCCCAAAAAACGUGUUGAUGUCGUGGCUAUUUGUAUUCUGCUUCUUACUACGUGUCUUUGGUGCUAUAUUAUCCGACAGUAGAUUUUGUCGACGGAGUACAUUGUUGUUCCAGUCUUCCAAGGGGAAAAAUCGAGCUUCUCGAUGCAGUGAUGUCGAGAUGUAAAAACACGUCCAUGUGCACAAUUAUCAAUGCCUUUCCAACGGCCCAAAGUUCAAACGUGCAACGUAUCAUGGAAAACGAAAUAUCAAAGCCUUACUUCUUCAGAAAGCAUUUUACGCUUUUUUAACACUUCGCUAUACCUAGCCGAUAACGUUGGCUACACAGUUUGUAUUAUAAAACGCGAGCUGCGCGCCGCGACUCAGUUUUUUGGUUUCUUAUAUAAGGAUUCAUAUGUAACUUAUUGCUUUGUAAAAUGCAGAUAUCUUAUUUAAUUA